Molecule: messenger RNA, 2660 nt
Organism: Dictyostelium purpureum
Lineage: Eukaryota; Evosea; Eumycetozoa; Dictyosteliales; Dictyosteliaceae
Exons: 5
Coding region: 56-2629 (857 amino acids)
Biological process (GO): peptide catabolic process; proteolysis
Cellular component (GO): cytoplasm
Molecular function (GO): peptide binding; metalloaminopeptidase activity; zinc ion binding
Source: RefSeq, a predicted model, not a curated record
UAUUAUUUUAAUUUUUUCUUUAAUAUAUAAUUUUUAUUUUAUAAAUAAAGAUACAAUGUGCAGAGGUAGCGAUCAUAAACAUUUAGUAGAUAAAUCUGAUAGAUUAAUUUUACCAGAUAAUGUCAUCCCAAGCAAAUAUGACUUACAUAUCAAGCCAAAUCUCAAAGAUUUUGUUUUCGAUGGCCAAGUUGAUAUUACCGUUAAUAUCGUCAAACCAACCAAAACCAUCAUCAUCCAUAGCAUUGAUAUUGAUAUUAAAUCAGCCAGUAUUUUAAAUCAAAAAGCCACCAUCACCUAUUACGAACCAGAAGAAGUUGCCAUCUUAGAAUUCCCAAAUGAAUUGAGUGUUACUGAAAACACAGUUCUUUCAAUUGAUUUCACUGGUAUUUUAAAUGACAAAUUAAAAGGUUUCUAUCGUUCAAAAUACACUGUUGAUGGUGAAGAUCGUUACAUUGGUACCACUCAAUUCGAAGCUACUGAUGCAAGACGUGCAUUCCCAUGCUUUGAUGAACCAGCUCUUAAAGCCGUUUUCAAUAUCAAGAUGACUGUUGAAUCCCAUUUAAUCGCUUUAUCAAAUAUGGACUCUACUUCAGUUGUAGACAAUGCUGAUAAAACCAAAACAUUUACCUUUGAAACUACUCCAAAAAUGAGUACCUAUAUUCUUGCCUUUAUUGUCGGUGAAUUUGAUCACAUCGAAUCAAAAACCAAAGAAGGUAUCAGAGUUCGUGUUUACAAAUGUCGUGGUAACAAAGAAUCAAGUGAAUUUGCUCUCAAGGUUGCUACUGAUGCCCUUUCAUAUUUCAUUGAUUACUUUGGUAUCCCAUAUCCAUUAACAAAAUGUGAUCAUAUUGCCAUUCCAGAUUUCACCUUUGGUGCUAUGGAAAAUUGGGGUUUAAUUACCUAUCGUGAAAGUAUUUUAUUAACUUCUGAUAAAACUACUCUUCGUACUAAACAAAGAAUUGCCAAUGUCAUUGGUCAUGAAUUGGCUCAUCAGUGGUUUGGUAAUUUAGUUACUAUGGAAUGGUGGUCACAAUUAUGGCUUAAUGAAGGUUUUGCAACCUAUAUGGGUUACCUUGUUACUGAUCAUUUAUUCCCAGAAUGGAAUGUUUGGCUCGAUUUUUCUGAACUUUACAGAAAUGGUGCUUUGAAAUUAGAUGCUCUUGACAACUCCCAUCCAAUUGAAGUCCCAGUUCGUAAUUCAUCACAAGUCAGUGAGAUUUUUGAUGCUAUUAGUUAUAAUAAAGGUUCAUGUGUAAUUCAAAUGUUAGAAAAACGUUUUGGUGAAUCAUUCAGAAAAGGUCUUAAUCAUUAUUUAGGUAAACACUCCUAUCAAAACACCAACACUGAAGAUCUUUGGGACUCACUUACAUUAGCCAGUGGUAUAAAUGUUAAAGAAUUUGUUGACUCAUUCACCAAAUACUCUGGUUAUCCAGUCGUUUCAUUCAAACCAACUUCAACUCCAGGCACUUUCGAAUUAACUCAAAAGAAAUUCCGUUUAGAGGGUGAAGAAAAAGCUGACGAUCCAAUUUGGAAUUGUUUCAUUAAAGUCCAAACUGAUAGUGGUACUCAUGAAGUUAUUUUUGACAAGAAAUCCUCAACCUUUACCGUUCCAAACUUUAAUCCAAAUGGAUGGAUCAAACCAAACUAUGGCCAAACUGGUUAUUAUAGAAUUGCCUAUACCCCAGAAAUCAUCAAAGGUUUAAUUCCAAUCGUUAAAUCAAUGGAAUUACCAGCCACUGACCGUUUAGGUUUACUCUCUGAUGUCUAUUCAUUAUGUAAGACCAAUACCAUUCCAAUCUCUACUUACAUGGAUUUAGUUAUGGCUUUUGAAAAUGAAAAAGAAAGCAAUGUUUGGGACUUUAUCAUCGAAACAUUAGGUCAAGUUUAUUCAUUAUCAGAUGAUCAAGCUUACAGUGCCAAACUUGCUGAAGUUAUAAUCAAACUCUUAAAACCAGUAGCCAAGAGACUUGGCUUUGAUCCAAAACAAGGUGAAAGUGCCAGCGACGUUUUACUUCGUGGUUCAGUUUGUGCUAGAUUAGGUGUUUUAGGUGAUGAAGAAACCGUUGCCGAAUGUAGAAAGAGAUUCGAACAAUUCAAAACUGAUCCAGCCUCAUUACCAUCUGAUAUUCGUAAUUGUGUUUUAGCUACUAUCGUUAGAAAUGGUGGUGAAUCUGAACAACAAGAACUCAUUAAUCAAUACCUCAAAACAAAUUUAGUAGCUGAAAAGAAUUCAAUCCUUAUGGUUAUUUCAUUAGCUCCAAAACAAGAAUUGGUUGAAAAAGCUUUAGAAUUCUCACUCUCCAAAGAAGUUAGAACCCAAGAUUGUUACAUUAUUUGGUUCACCUUACCAAAUCGUUCACGUGUCAUCGCUUGGGAAUUUUUCACCAAAAACUUUAAUAGAAUUGACGAAAUGUUCAAGAGUAGCUCACUUUAUGGUCGUAUGAUCACUGGUGCCCUUUCAAAUAAAAUGGACGAUAAGAAAUAUGCCGAAGUCGAAAAAUUCUUUGCUGAACACCCAACUCCAAUUUGUGAAAGAAAUAACAAACAAAAUUUAGAAAAUAUUCGUAUUGAUACCAAAUUCUUUAAUUCAUUCAACAAUGAUUUAUCAAAUUGGUUACAAAACAAAUAAAAUAAAUAUAUUUUAUAAUUAAAACUAUAAA